Messenger RNA from Cladocopium goreaui, 591 nucleotides. NCBI's taxonomy places the organism in Eukaryota, Dinophyceae, Suessiales, Symbiodiniaceae. The record is from the annotation of a GenBank genome assembly.
AUGUCCGAAGCUAGUCGUUCAGUGGUGGAUCCGGACCGAAGCGAAUCAACUUCAUCAGCUUCUACAUUCACAGGAUGGGUCCUACGUGUGAACGAGAGUCUUCGGGAUCUCUCAUCCGAGAGGGAAUCCAUGCAGUCGUCGGGGCAGUCUGGACACUCUGGAUCAGAUGAGGAGAAGAAACCUGUGAUUCAGGAGGACCUUCCAGAUUCAACCCCUCAGGAGGUUGCUGAUCAAGAUUAUCAUCAAGAUGUUGAAGAUCACAAAGAUUUUCCGUGCCUCUUCCAUUCGUACCUCACCAGAUGUGCUAAGGGCCAGUUCUGCAAUUUCUCUCACUCCAUCCAUGCGGAUCAGGUGAGAGUUCCGUCCGCGAAGACGCGCCGUGGCACGGCACGCAAGCGCAUCCAGAGACGCCUGGAGCAGCAUUUCAAUGCAGCAAAUCUCUAUCAAGUGCACGAGCAUCUUCAGAAGGAGGCACAGCGGGACCAUUAUGCCCGAGAGCUGAUCAGAAAGCAUUUGACUGCGAUAGCGACUUCCCCCACAGAGCAACUUCGGUUGGUAGGACUGGUGCCACUUCUUCUGUGGUUGGAAGAA